Messenger RNA from Doryrhamphus excisus (bluestripe pipefish), 1644 nucleotides. The record is from RefSeq and is a predicted model, not a curated record. NCBI's taxonomy places the organism in Eukaryota, Metazoa, Chordata, Actinopteri, Syngnathiformes, Syngnathidae.
AUGCGACCCCAGGAUGCAGAGAGGAUGAGGUCAGUUGUUUCCAGCUGUGACGCGUGCCAUGAUGAUGCAACAUGCCAGGAGUCACAGGAAGGAGUCGACUCCUUCAGCAGAUUGUCAUGUGUCUGCAAAGAUGGCUUAGUGGGUGAUGGUGUCGCCUGUUACAACCCCUUCACCUGCAGCGACGGUUCAUGCUGUAGCCAAGGUUAUCAGUGGGCACCUGACAGCGGCUGUGUGGACGUUGACGAAUGCGCCCUCCCCCACCCGCCUUGCACGGCACCUUGGAUUUGCCAGAACACACCUGGCUCCUAUGAAUGCCUGACCCUCGCUUCACUCUCCAGAUCCGCCAUUUACGAUGGUGAUGUCCGUCUGGCAAAUGGAGGAAACAGCUUCUGCACCGGAAGAGUGGAAUUCUUCCACCGUGGACAGUGGGGAACAGUGUGUGACGAUAUCUGGGACCUGAAGCAUGCUCAGGUGGUGUGUAGACAGUUGGGAUGUGGCAGGGCCCUGUCGGCCCCGCAUAGUGCCCACUUUGGACCGGGCAGAGGACCCAUUUGGUUGGACAAUGUCCGAUGCACAGGCAACGAAUCGAAGCUCAGUGAGUGCCGGCACCAAGGGAUCGGAUCCCACAACUGUAACCACAAUGAGGAUGCUGGCGUGGUUUGUGAAGGUAAGAAUAAAGACCUGAUUUGUGGCUCAGACAAAAUCCAAGUGGGCCUGGAUUCAGUUUUUAUAACACACAUUGGUUAUGACCCACUCACCGGCAACCUGGCGGUCCGCAAUUGUUCCUGGGUCAGGGUGCGAGGUGAUGUCGUGUGGUACGAAACUGACACUCGGGCAGACGCCUGUGGAAACACACUGACCACCAACAGCACACAUGCCGUCUACUCCAACAGCUUAUUCCUUUAUCCAGCAAGCAACGCUUCCUUCUCUGUCCCUGUGGGUCUUCCUUUCUCAUGCGUCUAUCCCCUAAACGCAGACAGCAGACUGGACGUGGCCGUCAGACCAUUCCUGGUGACGGAAGGGGCCGUUGUCGGCUCAGGUGCCAAAGCUAGAGCCGCCAUGGUCCUGUUCCGGAACUCCGACUACACAGAUCCUUAUGGGACAGGUGCGGUGGUCCUUCCAGUGGGCUCACCAUUAUAUGUGGGGGUCUCUGUGGACAAGACAGAUCCCAGCUUGGCAGUUGUCUUGGAGGACUGCUUCGCCUCUCACUCAUCCAACCCGGAUAAUCCUGAACGAUACUCCCUCAUCCAGAACAAAUGUCCCACUGACCGCCAACAAGUGUCUGUGGUUGAGAGCGGCUCAUCCCUCCGAGCUCGUUUCUCCGCCCUGUUCUUCCUUCUUCAGGGAGAAUACCGAGAUGUUUACCUCCACUGCGGCCUCAGCCUGUGUGACCGCAGGAGGUACUCUUGCAUUCCGUCCUGCUCAAGGAGAGCACAACGCUCCGUGUCAAAGUCUACUCCAAUCACGCCACUCACCGUCGGACCAAUCACUUGGAAAGAAGCCAUCUGAGCGACAUCUGUGACGUUGGACUUUCUUUUCAAAGUCUUUUUUAAGUGAUGAGAAAAUAUGAAAAGAAAGUGUAAGCUUGAAUGGAUAAAAUCACUGGAUGGAUUUUCACUUUUUCUACCUUUGUAAUGAUCUGUG